AGACCUGGAGGAGACGCAUGGCAGCAAGUCGACGGAGGUGCUCUCUGCCACCGAGCUCAAGGUCCAGCUGGCACAGAAGGAGCAAGAGCUAGCGCGAGCCAAAGAAGCCCUGCAGGACAACUCUUAGAGUCUUUGCCACAUCAGUAGGAACCUGUGGCUUUUCGCUGUUCAGAGCUGUCUCGGGGAGAGAGGCUUUUACAAGAGCAAUGAAUGACACCAAACGUGGCAACUGCAUCAAGUAUUCUGCAUAAGUGUUGUUCACGUAGGGCUGGUGAUGGAAAUUUUUUUGCAGUGCAUCUACCUUCACGUGGGUCACAAGAGCACAUCAUUUCCUUUGGAGGGUAUUUUUGUUCCUUGUAUCUGCCCGGUAUCGUGCACGCCAAUUCUCUGCUAGUAGGUAAAUGUGAGAAAGACCGAGACGAAGGCAAGACGGAGAGAAUUUGGGCAACCAGUGUUACUAUGGUGGGCGCAAUGUCUCUCUACAAGCGAAUGAGUAAACUGAGUCCGAGGACGUAGUUCCCUAUUUAAGUAUUUACUAUAAACUAAUGACAGAGCUACCACAAUGGAAGCAUCUUUAAUUGGAAAGUAAGUCUGUGUUUUGGAGAGGACUCCAUUCGACAGCAGUUUGGAAGUAGUUAAAGACCUAUGGGUUGCUUCCCUCGAGAUACUUGUCCUGCUGUAACUCAACUUCACUGCCUCCGAGACCUUCCUCUUUGAUUUCAAGCAGUUUCCUAAUGGAGGGUAUGCAGCCUUUCACCCCUAGCUCCUGGGCUGCAGGUCAGACCCAGCCAGAGGGGACUAGAAAUCGCAGUCACAGGUGAAAUGAUGUUCAUUCAGCAUCAUCCCCCAAAUCCUUACUGACUUAGCCAAAGGCUAAAUGAGCCGUGGGCACUGAGCUGCCCUGAUCCUCUACUGCUGCCCUACCCAUGUCCUGAGCAAAGUUGGAGAAAGAAAAAUGUCUUGGAUUGUCCCCAAGCCGAGCGAGGAGUCUUCUUUUCUGUGCAUCUCUUUGCACUUUGUCUUCGCUCGCUAGCCCUGGGCACGUGGGGGGAAGUUUGCACUUGUGUCCCACCUGUUGCCGAAUCCACGGAGGACGCCACUCUGUACCCGUCAAUCCACAACCCUUCGGCCAUCCUGAAAGCAUUCAGAUUAAAUAAAUUUCUUUUAAAGAAAGCCCUCUGGCAUCGCUAUCUGCGGAUUAUAUUCUCAGAAGAACUGCUGCCCCCUUAUUUUGUGACGUCUCUCUCUGUGCAACUUUGCUUCCCGGCGAGCUGGAGAUGAAAUGGAACCGAUUUGUUGUACAUGUGGAUUCUGUAGCAAUAGUUUCCAUAGCGACGGUAUCCAGGAGAACCGCGCUCCCUUUCCCAUGGGAGGUUCUGGUACUUCAGAUAGCUCAGCCAUGAAGGCGGAUCGAAAACGCUUGAAGGCAGAGAAAACAGACCUGGUAAGCCAAAUGCAGCAGCUCUACGCCACGCUGGAGAGCCGGGAGGAACAGCUACGGGACUUCAUCAGGAACUACGAGCAACACAGAAAAGAGAGUGAGGACGCGGUGAAAGCACUCGCGAAAGAAAAAGAUCUCCUGGAGCGUGAGAAGUGGGAGCUACGCCGGCAAGCCAAAGAGGCAACGGACCAUGCCAGCGCGCUGCGCUCCCAGCUGGACCUGAAAGACAACCGAAUGAAGGAACUGGAAGCCGAGUUAGCCAUGGCCAAGCAGUCCUUAGCCACGUUAACCAAGGACGUCCCCAAGCGGCAUUCGUUAGCCAUGCCAGGCGAGGCGGUGCUAAACGGGAACCAGGAGUGGGUGAUGCAGGCGGACCUCCCGCUCACGGCCGCUAUCCGACAGAGCCAGCAGACGCUGUACCACUCGCAUCCCCAGCACUCCGCCGACAGACAAGCUGUCAGAGUGAGUCCUUGUCAUUCACGGCAGCCUUCCAUAAUCUCUGACGCGUCAGCAGCAGAAGGCGACAGGUCGUCCACGCCAAGUGACAUCAACUCCCCUCGACAUCGAACGCAUUCCCUGUGCAAUGGGGAUAGUCCUGGACCGGUACAGAAGAACUUGCACAACCCAAUUGUACAGUCUCUAGAGGACCUCGAAGACCAAAAAAGGAAAAAGAAGAAAGAGAAAAUGGGAUUUGGCUCCAUCUCAAGGGUAUUUGCCAGAGGGAAGCAGCGGAAGUCCCUAGACCCAGGCCUCUUUGAUGACUCCGACAGCCUGUCCAGCCCGACCCGCCUGAGCCUCAGCCUGUCCGAAGGGGAGGAGCAGGUCGACCGGCUGCAGCAGGUGGAGCUGGUCCGCACCACGCCCAUGUCUCAGUGGAAGGCCAGCACCGUGCAGACGUGGCUGGAGGUGGUGAUGGCCAUGCCCAUGUACGUCAAGGCCUGCGCCGAGAAUAUCAAGAGCGGGAAGAUGUUGUUAACUCUGAGCGAUGAAGAUUUGGCAACAGAACUUGGCGUGUGCAACUCCCUUCACCGCCGCAAACUUCGACUGGCAAUAGAAGACUACAGAGACGCAGAGGCAGGCAGAUGCUUGUCUAAAGCCUCUGAGCUGGAUCACCACUGGGUAGCCAAAGCCUGGCUGAAUGACAUUGGGCUGUCUCAGUACUCCCAAGCUUUCCAAAAUCAUCUCAUUGAUGGACGGAUGCUGAACUCACUGAUAAAACGAGAUUUGGAGAAGCACCUUAACGUGUCCAAAAAGUUCCACCAGAUCAGCAUCUUGUUGGGAAUAGAGCUGCUUUUUCAAGUCAACUUCAGCAAGGAGGUUCUGCAAGAGCGGAGGGCUCGCUGCGAGAUGCAGAACGUCGACCCCCUUGUCUGGACAAAUCAGCGGGUGCUCAAGUGGGUGAGGGACAUCGAUCUGAAGGAGUACGCAGACAACCUGAUGAACAGCGGAGUCCAUGGGGCUGUGCUGGUGCUAGAGCCGACAUUCAACGCAGAAGCCAUGGCGACAGCUCUGGGCAUCCCUAGCACCAAGCACAUCCUGCGGAAGCACCUGGCAGAGGAGAUGAACGCCAUCAUUAGCCCAGCCAAGUGAGGUAGAAAUUCCUGCCCACCCUCCCGCAUAACUACCGAGAGCCAGCUGCAUCAGGAAGGUGCAGUUCUGCAGUGAGUAUUGCAAGGGGAGAGGAUAAUGGAAACCCCACAAGGAAGUCUGCAGCGCUGACUGCACCGGAGCUGGUCUCUGCAGGGACUUGCACCCGGGGAGACUCGGGGAAAGAAACGGGGCCACGAGAGGAGAAGGGACCAACAGACUUGGCAGGCCAUGGCUCCUUAAGGUACUCCUUUCCUCCCUGCAAACAGGAGAAGCUUUGUUGGCACCUUGCAACCCCUCUGCAGAGAGGACUCCCUGUGACCUCCCGGCAUGUGUCUCUGCUUGGGCCUGACCCAAACCCCACUCCAGUCAACAAGCAGCCUUGCCCUACUUUGCCUAAAACUGAAAUUGUAAUGCUGCUGCCUGUGCUGUUUCCAAGUGCUAAUGGUAACUGUAGAUUGCUGGUAAGUAUAUUUGUCCUGUUUCAGUAACACAUUAAGUUAUCUCGGCCAAGAGCGUGUUUGAGUGGUUGCAGCAGGGGGAAAGGGAGUCUGAUCUCCUGGGGUCUGCUCUUGCUCUGCCACUGCUUCGCUCUGUGAACUUGGGCAAGUCAUUUAACCGCUCCGUGCCUCAGUUUACUCAUCUGUAAAGUGGACGUAAUGCUACUUACCUACCUCACAGAGAAUUGUGAGAAUUACUGUUGGAUAAUAACUUGCUUUGUGAUACACCAUGACAGUGUAUAAUUUCAUUAUGUAUAAUAUAUUAAACAGCUGAA
This is a messenger RNA of Alligator sinensis (Chinese alligator), 3803 nucleotides long. RefSeq names its product kazrin, periplakin interacting protein (gene KAZN). Gene Ontology annotation, molecular function: protein binding. The coding region runs from base 1283 to 3031 and encodes 582 amino acids. The record is from RefSeq and is a predicted model, not a curated record. NCBI's taxonomy places the organism in Eukaryota, Metazoa, Chordata, Crocodylia, Alligatoridae. The transcript has 13 exons.